UUCCGGGUCGCUCCACGCGCCGCGGCCGGCGGGAAGAUGGCGGCGGUGAAGGGGCUGGAGCUGGGCCUGAGGGCGGCGGGCGCUGCCGCGGCUCGCCCGGAGCGCUUCCUCAGUGUGCAGGAUGGACUGGCUGCUGACUUCAGAGCAUUAACAAAGACUCUCUAUGAUUUGACUAAAGCUCUGGGAAGUAAUAUUGUUCGUGGGGGUCCUCUUAAAGAGCUGGUGAUAGAAAAUUUUGAUGAAGAGCAGAUUUGGCAACAACUAGAGCUCCAAAACAAUGCAGUUCUUGAUUUCUUCAAGAAGUCCAUUGCAAGGGAUGUCCAGGAUGAAGAUCUUUGCCUCUUCUCAGAUGGGGAAGGGGAUAGCUCUGAUGCAGAGACCAGCUGUAACAAGGAAUUGGAAGACAACGUUAUGGAAGCAGAAACUGAACAGAAGAAUGUUUAUACAAAAGAUAAAACUAAAGCUAAAGAAAAGCAAAGGAAACUCAGAGAAAGCAUAAUGCAGAAAUACAGUGAUGAGGAUUCUGAUAUUGACUUUGAUAUUGAAGCUCUGGAGCAACAAACUAAAACAGCCAAAGAAACCACACUGACAAAAAGGGGGAGAAAAUCUAUAGUGGAUGACAAGUUUUUCAAGCUGUCUGAGAUGGAAGCUUUUUUAGAACAUGUAGAGAAGGAAAAUAGAGUGGAGGAGGAGGAGGAGGAAGAUAUUAAUUAUUUUGAAGACAUCAUCUCAGAUGAUGACGAAGAGUCUGAAAAAGCUAAAGUCACAAAAAUUAAAAGUUCUAGAGACUUGACAUACAAAGAUUUCUUCGAUCCAGUUGAUGAUGAUGAUUUAGUAGCUAAUGGUAUUGAAGAUGAUCAAGAGGAGGAAGCAGACAGUGCUAUUGAGGAGGAGAAUGAAGAAAGCAUGUCUGGGGUUGAAGAUACGGAUGAAAUGAUGAUGGAGAAUAUGAGAAGUAAAGAAACCUCCAAAAAGGUUACAUUUAACUUGCCAGAUGACAGUGAAACAGAUGAUGUUACUGAUAUGCAAUUAGAGAAGGACAUUGAUCCCAGUGAAAUAAAGUCUUCUUUUGAGAAGAGACAGGAAAAGAUGAGCAAAAAAAUAAAAAAUCUAGAAGAAGAAUUAUUAGAGGAGAAACCUUGGCAGCUUAAAGGAGAAGUGAGUGGACAAAAACGACCUGAAAACAGCCUUUUGGAGGAAACUCUACUUUUUGACCACGCAGUUCGCAUGGAACCUGUGAUCACAGAAGAAACUACUUUUCAGCUUGAAGACCUCAUUAAACAGAGAAUAUUGGAUGAGGCAUGGGAUGAUGUAGUACCAAAAGAAAAACCAAAUGAGGAGCCUUUUGAAUACAAGAAACGGAUCAGUUUGGAUCAUGAAAAGAGUAAACUGAGUCUUGCUGAGAUCUAUGAGCAAGAAUACAUGAAACUUCACCAGCAAAAGACUGAAGAAGAAGAAAAUCCUGAACACAAAGAAAUUCAGGAAAUGAUGGAUUCACUCUUCCUGAAGCUGGAUGCACUUUGUAACUUCCACUUCACACCCAAACCACCUGUGCCAGAAGUUAAAAUAGUCUCAAACCUUCCAGCUAUAAGUAUAGAAGAAGUAGCACCUGUUGCUGUUAGUGAUGCUGCUCUCUUAGCACCAGAGGAGAUCAAGGAAAAGAACAAAGCUGGUGAUGUAAAAACAGAUGCAGAAAAGACUCCCACAGACAAAAAACGAGAAAGAAGAAAGAAAAAGCUUCGUAAACGUAUGAAGCUGAGAGAAAAGGAGAAACGUCAGAAGCUUCUGGAAAAGAUGAAACCAGAACAAGGCACAAAACUUAGCAAAAAAGCUGCUGCAGCAAAACUAAAAAGGCUUACAAAAGAAGGCAAAGCAUCUCUGCUCAAGGAUGAAGGUAAAGACAAGGUCUUGAAAUCAUCCCAGGCCUUCUUUUCUCAACUACAAGACCAAGUAAAAAUGCAAAUCAAAGAUGCAAACAAAGAGAAGAAGAAACAGAAGCAGCAGAAGGCACUCUCCGUUCAUAAACUGAAACUGUGAUUUACCUUUUUAUGUAUGUUGCUUCCUGUACAGAUUAAAAUGUUUCCAGGGGUUUA
Molecule: messenger RNA, 2093 nt
Organism: Apus apus (common swift)
Lineage: Eukaryota; Metazoa; Chordata; Aves; Apodiformes; Apodidae
Gene: MPHOSPH10
Product: M-phase phosphoprotein 10
Exons: 11
Coding region: 37-2037 (666 amino acids)
Biological process (GO): rRNA processing
Cellular component (GO): small-subunit processome; Mpp10 complex; nucleus
Source: RefSeq, a predicted model, not a curated record